AUGGCUCCGAAAUCACGUCAAGCCGCUGAGGCGCCCCAAAGUAAGCGGACACAACCUGCUCGGCCUGGGACGUCCAAAAGUUCAAAGACGGCACCUUCGAAGGCUGCCGGUUCCAAGGCCAAGGGCGAUGCAAUUCAAUAUUUCUCCAAUGAGGAAUUGGGUCCGUAUGGUCUUCUCUGGGAGCAGGAUAUUGCGACGGCGCUUGCCAGGAAACAGCCAGGGGAUCCGAUACAUGACGAUCAAAAGGUCAUUGAUUGGCUUCAGAAGACAGGAAAAUGCAGAAUCCAACCCCCAAAUCAUGCCUUCGAUCGGAUGUUCCCAACAUACGCAGCGAAGUUUGGUUUCAGACGGGUCCAUUCUGUCCCACCAUCCGAAGGAGAAGACGAGCUGGAUGACGAUGAUCAAUUGGAUCUGGAGCAAGCAAGUCCAAGUCUCGAAGCGCCACAAGCUGCUCUUUCAAGCCCUUCUACCGUUCGCACGAAAAGGCCAUCUUCCGCCCCUCAUUCGGAUCCUCAACCUGUGAAGGCUCCACGAACGUCAAACGAGUCGGCACCCAAUCGUCAAAUGAGAGGGGACGAACGACUCAGCAUGCUCGGUACGACUUCGACAGCACGGGUAGAUGUCGAUUUCCCAAUGUUUGACAAUCUUGUCUCCACCAAAGCCUCCGAAUCUCCUCAAGACCCCCCCACACCUUCACCCCUCCCCGCAUCCGCUCACAAUCUCCAAAAGUCUCCUCCACUGGAUUCGUCUAGUAGAUCUGCUUCGAAUGACGUUCGGCCUGCUAAGACUGGUGACCGCGCUAGAGCCUUUCUGGAACAGAUGAAGAAACGCAGCUCCUCGCCUCAAUCCUUCCAGCCCUCGAAUCCUCAAAGUGUCGUGAUACCUCCCAGCAAUCAGUCUGCUCCCGCUCCUACUCCGUUCGCAUCCAAAUCCGGCCUCCAUGUUAUUAAUCCCGCCAAAGCCAUGUUCAAGCCUGGAUUGACCGAACCAUCUCGAUUGGCAGAACACAAAGACGCCCAAACCGCAGCAAUUCCUCCAGAACCAACUUCGAUUCCGUUGAUCAAGGAUCACGUCACCAAAUGGACAGAGCUGAACAAGGAGAGGAAAGAAAGCGUUGUGACACUCAAAGCACAGUUACAAGCGUUCAGUGCCAAAGUGGAACAACACUCGUCUGGCCUGAUUGCAGCUGGCGAUCAGCAGCUCGCACUGUUCGAGGAUGUUUUGGGGGCCAUCGAACCGCUGGCAAAGGAGAACAGCAACCUUGUUGCCCGUUCGAAGGAGCUAGAGGGGCAGAUAUCUGGGUUUGAGUCUAGACUUGUGGCAUACGCGGACAAAGAUGCUGAGAGGCAGAAGGAACUGGAGAUGGUGGAGAAGAGUCUGGUCGAGGUCAAACAGCAGUUGGAACAGUGUCAGGGACAACGCGACGCAGCGGAAAAUUGUCAUAUCAACGCCGUUCGAGAGCGUCAAGCUGCUGUCGAACAGCGCGACAAGGCGUUCGAGAGUGUACGACAAGCAGAUUUGAAAACCUCUGCAGCCGAACGCAUCUCUUCUGAGGCUGCAGCAGCGGUAGAAGAUGCUCUCGCCAGAGCUACGGAGUCUGAAAGGCUGCAAGCCGAGGUAGACAACGAGCUGAAGGUCAUUCGAGCCCUUUCAGAUGCUCAGUCGGCUGAGAUCACUUCCCUCAAGCGGCAGGCUCAACAACUGCAGGGCGGCCUGCCACCUCCUCCAUUGCCACCGACCAUCAUCCAAGCUGGCUCACCUUCAGCUCUCAAACCGCUUCCCCCUAUUCUCAAGCCGAUCACUCAAGAGGAGAACAAGAAGCCAGGGCGAGCCAAAUCAAUUCCCCUGUAA
This is a messenger RNA of Kockovaella imperatae, 1851 nucleotides long. RefSeq lists its product as hypothetical. Lineage: Eukaryota; Fungi; Basidiomycota; Tremellomycetes; Tremellales; Cuniculitremaceae. The coding region runs from base 1 to 1851 and encodes 616 amino acids. The record is from RefSeq and is a predicted model, not a curated record. The transcript is spliced from 2 exons.